This is a messenger RNA of Eremomyces bilateralis CBS 781.70, 685 nucleotides long. RefSeq lists its product as uncharacterized. NCBI's taxonomy places the organism in Eukaryota, Fungi, Ascomycota, Dothideomycetes, Eremomycetales, Eremomycetaceae. Bases 97 to 546 code for a protein of 149 amino acids. The record is from RefSeq and is a predicted model, not a curated record. The transcript has 2 exons.
UCGCAGUCUUUCGUUCAUUGAAGAGCACUUCGAAAUCUUCCGAAAUUUCUCCCAGGCCUCUAGCGAUAUCUCCACUGACGCAGGAUAAGUGAAACGAUGCCGGUAUAUCACAUCUACUGCUCGCAAAUCCAAUCCGGGCCGUCAAAGUCACAAUACGCCAAAAGGCUUAUCAAACUCCAUGCAGACACUUUCCACACCGAUCCUGAUGCCGUCAGGGUUAUGUUCAAGACCACACUUCGUGGUGAUGUCGUCAAAUCAUAUGGCGGCUACGGCUUCUCGCCUGCGAAGGGACCGUUUGGUGCAGCGAUUGUCGGGGAUCAUAUGAUUGCCCAUAUUGACUUCCGCGGCCCUCUAGAGGUAUUGCAGGAAUACUUUAGGAAGGUGACUGCAUCGUACGGGAAUAAUCCUCCGCUUUCCUCGAUUUACUGGCAGAAAUUGGAAGCAGAAUUUGAAUUUGGGGGUUUCAUUUCUCAUCCCAAAACGAGCGAAGCGGCAAGCAGCAGUGAUGCUCCUCCGCCGCAUUAUACUGAACAGCUGAAGGAGUAAUUCAAGAGUGUUCUAUUUUAAACCUUCUCGUUCUACCAAUCGCUCAAAUACUCAAGACAACUGAGUCUCUACGGUCUACAGUUAAUACCGAAUACGCUGUUUCUGCUCUCUGGCUUCCCUCUGGUACCUGGUCCGAUUU